This is a messenger RNA of Kazachstania africana CBS 2517, 1473 nucleotides long. RefSeq names its product putative serine/threonine protein kinase RTK1 (gene RTK1). Gene Ontology annotation, biological process: intracellular signal transduction; protein phosphorylation. Gene Ontology annotation, molecular function: protein serine/threonine kinase activity; ATP binding. The coding region runs from base 1 to 1473 and encodes 490 amino acids. The transcript has a single exon. Lineage: Eukaryota; Fungi; Ascomycota; Saccharomycetes; Saccharomycetales; Saccharomycetaceae. The record is from RefSeq and is a predicted model, not a curated record.
AUGGAAGCAGAGAUUGUGGAUCAGAGUCAAACUUUAACUAAAAAUUCUACAGCUUCCUUAUCUUCAAUAUUUGGUGAGAAAAGAUUUAAAUCGCUAUCAAAGAUUUUUAACGAAGCAGGACAAGAAAGUGUACAUAAUCCCCAUUUGAAAAGAGAAACUUCUUCCUUACUAGACGUAAGAGAUGGUCUUGAACCAAUGAUUAAGACGGCAACUACACAGAAUCAAAACUCAGAGGAAAGCGCACUAUAUGAUGAGAAUUUUGGUUCAUUAAGUAUGUCCUCGUCAAGGUCAUCUUUCCCAUUAUAUUUACCUUUUAUCUCUAGGCCAAGUCAAUUGAAAAGUUCCGAUACAAAUGAAGCUGACCUACACCCUAUUGAAGAACUAAGAAACAAAAUUGAAAGUCUCUUCGUUUCUGAGUUGAAAUCUAAUGAUGGAGCUCACUGUGACGGAUUAAUGGGUAAAACUGUAACAACUCAUGUCAAUAGAGCUCCAAGAGAACCUUCUGUUGAAGUACUAGCUACAGAACAAGAUAACACGCUUGUUUUGACCGAUGAAGAAUCUCUUUUCACUAAAUAUGGCGUCCCAACAAAGAGCAUUGGCGGAGGGAUGUCAGGUUCGGUAAAGCUACUUGAGAAGCCUGAGAGCUCAGACAUUUAUGCAAUGAAACAAUUCCGUAUGGCUUCCAAUUCCCAUAUUUUUGCAAAGAAAAUUAUAGACGAAUAUUCAAUAGCAUCCAUUUUACAUCAUAACAACAUAAUAAAGACCCUAGAUCUACUAGUUGAUUUUGAGAAAAAUGUGUUCAUUCAAGUAAUGGAGUUUGUCCCCUAUGAUUUCUUUGAUCUAGUGACAAAUGAAACACUGUCGUCAUCGGAAAAUUUAUGUUAUUUUAAGCAAAUGUGUGAAGCAAUCGGUUACCUACAUUCUAAUGGCAUUGCACAUAGAGAUUUGAAACUUGAAAAUUGUGUUGUAACUCCAACUGGUAUUCUCAAAUUACUUGAUUUUGGUUCUGCUGUCAUAUUCAAACGUCAUAAACAUGAUGAGCUAAUAAAAGCUAAAGGUAUAGUAGGCUCAGAUCCAUAUCUUUCCCCUGAAUUACUCAACUCUGGUAAUGAGUUCUAUGAUCCAAGGCCUGUAGAUAUUUGGUCAAUAGCAAUCAUUUACUAUUGUAUGAUUUGUAAAAAAUUUCCCUGGAAGGCACCUAAAGAAAGUUUCAAUAAUUUUAGACUUUUCAUUGAUGAUCCUGACGAUGAGGAUGAUGUUUCAAAGGGACCACAAAGAAUAUUAAGAGUGUUCCCGAAGGAGAUGACAGAGCUACUGGGAUCCAUGUUUGAACUGGAUCCUAAAAAGAGGAUAUCUAUUGAAAAAAUACUUGAAAAUGAAGUGGUCCGAAGUAUUGAAAGUUGUAGUGAGGACUCAAAUGGCAAGGCAUUGCCCAAACCAAUUUCUCACUCUCAUCAUUUUUACAACCUAUAA